Branchiostoma floridae (Florida lancelet) is the source of this 1668-nucleotide messenger RNA. RefSeq names its product protein Abitram-like. Gene Ontology annotation, molecular function: actin monomer binding; actin filament binding. NCBI's taxonomy places the organism in Eukaryota, Metazoa, Chordata, Leptocardii, Amphioxiformes, Branchiostomatidae. Gene Ontology annotation, cellular component: nucleus; lamellipodium; dendrite. Bases 25 to 747 code for a protein of 240 amino acids. Gene Ontology annotation, biological process: dendrite morphogenesis; regulation of filopodium assembly; regulation of actin filament polymerization. The transcript has 6 exons. The record is from RefSeq and is a predicted model, not a curated record.
UUGUACCCCCCCUGGGACGGGUGAAUGGACGCGCCCAUAUCCAAGAUGGCUGACUUGGAGGGGAAGGCUUACCGCACCGUGGUGGACAGGUACUACACACCGGGCUACAGAACAGAUGUACAAGGGAGACAUCGAGAGGACCUGUGCAUAUUGCAGCAUUCUAACAAGGUCUGUAUUGUGACACUGGCGGCCUCACAUCCACUGAUGGCUGAUGGGAAGACUGUGGCCAGGGUCGAUUUCCAGGUCACAGAAAAGGUCAAUCGGCUGGACAACAAGGUCAUCGGCAAGGGCAAGAGGGGUGCCCAGUGGCUGCAGGAGUCUUCCCCCUUGUGCCGUGUGACCUGUACAGACAACACAGAGUUCACUCUCUACAGUUGCAUCAAAGGCAAGCUGGUGGAAGUGAAUGAAAACCUGAUCAACUCACCUCAGCUACUGACAGAGAAGCCGUCUUCAGAAGGCUACAUCGCCAUCGUACUUCCAAAGUUCGGCGAAAGCGACAAAGAGAUGGCCAGACUACUGUCCCAACAACAGUACCAGGACGCGCUGGAACGCAGGGGACGAGAAGCCACAUCGGAGGCCCGGGAACGAGACUUGGUCCAGGCACGGUCCAAGAUGGAGGAGGAGGAAAGUAGCUCAAGUACGGAUCCUGGGAAAGACCAGGCGGGGGGAAGUAAAGAUUCUGGCGACGAGCCAAAUCAAAAGAGAGCAAAGCUAGAAGUGACGGAUAAAGAACAACCAUCUUCUUAGGCUUUUACUGUAUUCUCAACUAUGAUUUCAGUUGUAUAUCACUCUGCAUCGACAAGACGUACUUCCCAUACUUUCCAAGUAGCUAGGCCCCGUAAACACAACACCAGUCACGGUUAUACGUAUUUUUUGUUUCGUAUUUACGUCCCAAGCAAAAUGAUGUCGCCCUGUGACUACUUUUUCAAUGUUACGACUGAAAAAAAGGUGAAAACAAAACAUACUUAUACGGGCUUGAAAUGAAAAUGCUGUGCGUUCACCAAAGUUUAACCGAAGGAGGGUAGUUGUACGAAAUGUUCAGGAUGAUACAUGUAAUCAUGUCUCUACAUUUUCUUAACUUACGGUUAAUCCUGGUUUAAAAAGUAACCUACAAAAUUCUAGGAUCUGUAAUUGCGUCCAAUGUGCAAUGGGAAUUGACAGUAUCGUAGUCUACAUAGGACUAAGGACGUCCAAGGACGAGAUUAUGCGAAGAAAGACUGUCCUUGGUUUCAUCUUCUUUAACUUCCAGGAAGGGGCCGGUGUAAUCACGUGUCAAUCACGUGGACAGCGAGGGGCUAUGAAGCCUAUAGUUGUUGCGUAGAAGUGCGGUUACUUUUCCUCUUAAGGGUACGGUUUACGUAAAGCUGAUUUUUUGUCCAGAACUUCCACGAUCAUUUACACUGGUAAUUAGAUAUUACAUUGAUAAAUGGCUUGGUGUCUUGUGCUGUUUAUUUCUUGAGGUAUGUUGUCAUGGUAACCCUAGUGUGUUGUAUGUUCAUGCUGUCAGCAUGCAAGAGUGAGAGUAAGAACCUGUGACCAUGACAGCAGCGAGUGUUUGAAUGCCACAUUGCCACAAUGGUUACCCAUAACUUGUAGUUUACUUAUCAGAAGACCAACGAAUCGUUUUACCUCCAUGAAAUUACCUCAAUGAAAACUGGAGGUACUAUU